Messenger RNA from Leptonychotes weddellii (Weddell seal), 2516 nucleotides. RefSeq names its product lysine rich nucleolar protein 1 (gene KNOP1). The record is from RefSeq and is a predicted model, not a curated record. NCBI's taxonomy places the organism in Eukaryota, Metazoa, Chordata, Mammalia, Carnivora, Phocidae.
CACUGGCGGGGCGUCGCGGGCUCUGGAGAUUGCGCCUGGGGACUUGCGCGGCGAACUGAGGGGAAAGUGGGUGGCCUGUACCCCAAAUCCACACAUUACCCCCCCCCCCAGUCGCAUGUAUGUGCUCGCUCUGGCCUGGAAGUUCUCCCGCCUUGGAGCGGGGCCGGGAUUCCGUGUAAUCCCUCCCUGUGUGUGCGGAAGCUUUGGCGCGGCGGAGCCUUUGAGGGACCGUUCUCGCCUCCUGGGUCCCUUGCUUCCUGCUCGUGAACCUGCGGCGGCAGUGAGGUGUUAGUUCCAUUGUGCAGAGCGCGGGCUCCGCCGUCCUGCGGGCUGGGUUCGAGUCCUUUUUGCCACUUGCUGGCUUUAGGACCCAGGACAAGUAAAUUCAAGGCUCGAAGCCUCAGCGAGUCUGAGAUGGGGUCUUCACACCGGUCCUCACGAGACUACCGCGAGAUUUUAAAAGCGCUUUUGGAGAAAGUGUUUGCUUUUGCUGGAGACGCACUGUAAGAUUCUUUCCUCUUCUUGGAGCGAAUAUAUCUGGGGGGGUCGCAGGGUUGAAGAAGAGGAUCUUCAGUGCUAAAGAGGGAGGAAGCUACAGUGAUUACGAACGGCCGAAAGGGGAUUAAAUUGACUACAGUCUCCCUUUAACUUCUUUGUUCUCAUCAGAUCGCUUGACCACUCCCGCCACUUGGCUCUCUCGACUGCACCCUCUCCAGGGAUGAUCACCAAAACCCACAAAGGAGACCUGGGCCUUGGGGUCCCAGAGAAAAAGAAGAAGAAGAAGAAGGUAGUCAAAGAACCAGAGACUCAGUACUCAGUUUUAAACAGUGAUAAUUAUUUCACUGAUAUCUGUCCCACAAGAGCCACAUCCCCCUCAAAGAAUGUGGUCCUAGGGCAGGCAUCUGAGAUCCCUCUAGUGAAGAAAAAGAAGAAAAAGAAGGGCCACAGCACCCUCUGCGAGGAGCACCUAGAACCUGAGACCAUAUUACGUGCUGGACGGACAGAGAAGUUGUACAGCCCCAGGAAGCAGGCUCUUGGUUCAUCUGAGUUCCAGAGUGGGGAGAAGAAAAAAAAGAGGAAGUCCUUAAGGCCUCUGGCCCUGUCUUCUGGCUCAAAAGUGAAGACCUCCCUGGACACAAGACAGGGCGAGGAGGUGACCAGAGUUGGCAAGAAGCCCAAAAAACACAAGAAGGAGAAAAAGGCCCAGGAGGCUGCAGCCUUCUCAGCCAAGGACCCUUGGUUCUGUGAGUCUGGGGAUACACUGUACACUUGCUCAGUGGAGAAGGAUGGCGAGGAGCAGGCAGCCUCAGGGCAGAAACGGAAGCAGGGGAGCCCCAGGGAAUGCAACGUGAAGAUGAAGAAGAAAAAGAAAAUCUACCAGAAGGGAGAUACCUCCCUAGAAGAGCAUCUUGAGUGCUCCAAGUCCGUGGAGAGCAGCCCUAGAAAAGGAAGUAAGAAGCCAGUCAAAGUUGAGGCUCCAGAAUGCAUCCCAAUAGGACAUAACCCCAAGUCCCCUGCAAAGAAGAAAAUGAAGUCCAAGAAAAAGGUAGAGCAGCCAGGCAUUGAGGAGCCAGCUCUGAAGAGGAAUAAAAAGAAGAAGGGGAAAGAGAGCAGAGUAGCAGAAGAACCUUGGGAAGAGGAGCCUGACACAGACUUAGAGGUGGUGUUGGAAAAGAAAGGCAACAUGGAUGAGGCGCACAUAGACCAGGUGAGGCGAAAGGCCUUGCAAGAAGAGAUCGAUCGUGAGUCGGGCAAAACAGAAGCUUCUGAACCGAGGAAGUGGACAGGAACUCAUUUUGGCCAGUGGGAUACUGCCAGCUUUGAAAACGAGGAACAGAAACUGAAAUUUCUCAAACUGAUGGGUGGCUUUAAAAAUGGGGCCCCUUCAUUCAGCCGCCCCUCUAACACGAUCGGAAGGCCCAACAUGGCUCUCAGCAAGAAGGCGGCCGAUGCCCUGCAGCAGAACCUGCAGCAGGACUAUGACCGGGCCAUGAGCUGGAAGCACAAGCGGGGCGCUGGCCUUGGCUUCUCCACCGCCCCAGACAAAACCUUUUAUAUUGACAGGAAUGCUUCCAAGUCUAUUAAGUUUGAAGAUUAGACUCUACUGUCUUGUCCUUCAAAACAGCCCAAAUUGCUUUUAUUAUUCAUUCAUGCAGUUGAAAGCCAUCUGACAACUGUCUCAGAUCAAACCUCUGCAGAGAUUAAGGAAAACUCUGCCUGUGUGCUUGGACGAAGUGGGGUCAGGGAGCUCAUGUUUCAGAAGCCAAGAGAACAUGUGAGUGGCUAACACCUACUAUUUUGUGUAUUAAGCAUUCCAUCCCUGUGUGAAGACAUCAGCAUAUAUAAAUAAUAGCUAAAUUUGCUGAGUGCUUAGUAUGUGCCAGGUACGUACUACUGUGUUUCCCUCGCAUUAAUGUAGUUAGUAAUUAUGAAAUAGGUGCUAUUAUCCCCAUCUUACCGAUGAGGAAACUGAGGUUCAGGGAUGAAGUAAUAAAAUUGCCCGGUUCACCCAACCA